Melampsora larici-populina 98AG31 is the source of this 723-nucleotide messenger RNA. RefSeq lists its product as uncharacterized. Bases 1 to 723 code for a protein of 240 amino acids. Gene Ontology annotation, cellular component: preribosome, small subunit precursor; nucleolus. The transcript is spliced from 3 exons. The record is from RefSeq and is a predicted model, not a curated record. Gene Ontology annotation, biological process: maturation of SSU-rRNA from tricistronic rRNA transcript (SSU-rRNA, 5.8S rRNA, LSU-rRNA). Lineage: Eukaryota; Fungi; Basidiomycota; Pucciniomycetes; Pucciniales; Melampsoraceae.
AUGACCAUCAAAUCACAUCCUGGAUCAUCAUCCAAGUCAUUAACUUCUUCAAUUCAAUCUCAAGACCUUCUUACAAAAUCUCUAGGAUCAAAUAAAACUAAAAGUCUUCUUCGUCAAGCUACUCGUCUUUUGAAAAAAGAUGGAUUAAGUGAAGAACUUAGAAAGUCAACCGAGCAACAAAUCGAAACACUAAAAGCUACUUUGGAAAACAAACCAAGUAAAGAGCAAGAAAAAUCUAAUGCGAUCAGAUACCAUCGAAUCAAAUUCUUUGACCGCAAAAAAGUUCAUCGUAAACUUGAUCAGGUGAUCCGUAAAUUGGACAAAAUGUCAGAUUCUUAUACAGAUGAUAAAAAGCUUGCUCGCACGCAUAAAAAAUUAACUCGUGAGGCUGAACGUCUACGAAUCGAUCUGAAUUACGUUAAUGCCUACCCUAAACAUUUGAAAUACGUAUCACUCUAUCCAAACGGUAAUUAUGCUGUUCAUGAAGAGUUACCUGCCGACUUACCCAAACUUAUUCCAUCAACUAAGAAGCCAGACGCGUUACGGAAUUAUGUCAGGGCUUAUAUGGCUGAUGCCAUGAAGAAAGGCACCUUAAGCUCGCAGCCAGAGCUGAAGAAACAACCUGAAUUGGAGGAAGAAGAACAAUUAUCUGAAGAUGAUGAAGAAGUGCGAAAUGCUAAACAAACUGAAGAACUUGCUGCCGAUGAUUUCUUUUCUACCUGA